Artibeus jamaicensis (Jamaican fruit-eating bat) is the source of this 560-nucleotide messenger RNA. RefSeq names its product general transcription factor IIH subunit 5 (gene GTF2H5). The record is from RefSeq and is a predicted model, not a curated record. The coding region runs from base 113 to 328 and encodes 71 amino acids. NCBI's taxonomy places the organism in Eukaryota, Metazoa, Chordata, Mammalia, Chiroptera, Phyllostomidae. The transcript has 3 exons. Gene Ontology annotation, cellular component: transcription factor TFIIH core complex; transcription factor TFIIH holo complex. Gene Ontology annotation, biological process: nucleotide-excision repair, preincision complex assembly; nucleotide-excision repair; transcription initiation at RNA polymerase II promoter.
CGGCGUGAUGACGUGACGGGUGCUGGCGUACUGUGUCCACGUCGCGGAGGCGCUGCUGGGUCUGUAGGUGCAGCAUUUGUAAGAUCAUCGGCACUGUCUGACUGAGGAGAAGAUGGUCAACGUCUUGAAAGGAGUGCUUAUAGAAUGUGACCCCGCCAUGAAGCAGUUUCUGCUGUACUUGGAUGAGUCAAAUGCCCUGGGGAAGAAGUUCAUCAUUCAAGACAUCGAUGACACGCACGUCUUCGUAAUAGCAGAGCUGGUUAAUGUCCUCCAGGAGCGAGUAGGUGAAUUAAUGGACCAAAAUGCGUUUUCCCUUACCCAGAAGUGAAAAUAUUAGAUACUGACCACUUCAGGAUUCAAAGUAACAGAUGGGAGAGAGGCUGUCACCCUUUAGUAUGUCGUGUGACUAGUUCGACUUAAAGAAUUGCUGAGAAGCCUGCCACGGGACAGACUGGAGUGUCAUUUGUUCAGAAGAAAGCCCCCAGACUGAUUUUCUUGUUCUGUCUUUGUCGAUACAUGUGCCCUAGAAUUAAAAAAAAAGUUUUAACAGUUGGCUAUAA